Molecule: messenger RNA, 3931 nt
Organism: Pogoniulus pusillus (Red-fronted tinkerbird)
Lineage: Eukaryota; Metazoa; Chordata; Aves; Piciformes; Lybiidae
Product: zinc finger protein 665-like
Exons: 2
Coding region: 56-2254 (732 amino acids)
Source: RefSeq, a predicted model, not a curated record
CUCGCCCGCCCCGUCCGGGCCCGGGUGGUGGCAGCGGGCAGAGAUCCCCCCCAGUAUGGAGCCACAGAAGGAGCUGGGCCAGCGCCGCGCCGGGAGCGAAACGCAGCAGGAAGAGAAGGAGGAGGAGAAAAAGGAGAAAGAGGAGGAGGAGGAAAAAAAGGCAGAGAAGGAGGUGAAAGAGGCGGCAGAAGAGAAAGAGCAGCAGGAGGAAGGUGAAGGUAAAGCUGCCGCGGAGCCCUGUGUGCCAGGCGAGCAGUGCCCCGAGUGCGGGCAGAGCCUCCCGCCCGGCUGGCAGCCGGGGAAGCAGCAGUGCCCCCAGCCUGGCACCCAGCGCUUCAUCUGCACCCACUGCGGCCAGAGGCGCUCCAGCCUCCGGCGGCGGCAGCGGGGAGGCGCCCAGGCGGGCCCCAAGCUUGGUAUGGUGUGCGAUGAGUGUGGCAAGAGCUUUGCCAGCAUCAUUGGUCUCGCGGAGCACCUCGAAAUCCAUGCUGGGAAGAAACGGUUUCCCUGUGGAGAGUGUGGCAAGAGAUUUGCCCGCAGGUCGGAUCUUAGGGAGCAUCUCAACAUCCAUACUGGGAAUAAACCGUUCUCCUGCCGUGAAUGUGGCAAGAGCUUUGCCAGCAGCUCUGGUCUUAGGGAGCAUCUCAACAUCCAUGCUGAGAAGAAACCGUUCUCCUGCCGUGAAUGUGGCAAGAGCUUUGCCAGCAGGUCUGGUCUUAGCCACCACUUCAACGUCCAUUCUGGGGAGAAACGGUUUUCCUGUCGUGAGUGUGGCAAGAGCUUUGCCAGCAGCUCUGGCCUUAGCCAGCACCGCAACACCCAUGCUGAGGAGAAACAGUUCCCCUGCCGUGAAUGUGGCAAGAGCUUCACCACCAGCACUGCUCUAAUCCAGCACUGGCAUGUCCACACCGGGGAGAAGCCUCACAGCUGCAGUGUCUGUGGCAAGAGUUUCACCACCCGCUUUAAUCUCCUGGAGCACUUGAACCUCCACGCAGGGGCGAAGCCAUACACCUGUAGUGUCUGUGGCAAGAGCUUUACCCACAGGUCGACUCUCAUGCAGCACCGAUGGAUCCACAGUGAGGUGAAGCCGUACAGCUGCAGUGAAUGCGGCGUGAGUUUCCUGUACAAGUUCCAACUGACCAAGCACGAACGGCGCUGCAGCCACCAGGAGAUGAAGAGCUCCAGCAAACCUUCCAGGGGUCCCCUCAGCCAGGGCCAUGAGCAGGAGGAUCAGGAAGGGGAGAAAGAGCAGCAGGAGGAAGGUGAAGCUAAAGCUGUCGUGAGCCCCUCUGUGCCAGACAAGCAGUGCCCCAUGGAGCAGCAGGGAGGCGCCCAGCCAGGCACCAAGCUGCAGUUGGGCUGCAGUGAGAGUGGCAACUGCUUUGCCAGCAGCUCUGCCCUCAGCCAGCUCCAGCAACUCCAGCCUAGGAAGAAGUUCCCCUGCAGUGACUGCGGCAAGAGCUUUAGCAGCAAAAUCUCUCUGGGAUUUCACCGCAACAUCCACACCGGGGAGAAGCCUUACAGCUGUGACGAGUGUGGCAAGAGCUAUGCCAGCAGCUCUACUCUCAGACUGCACCGCCAAAACCAUGCUGUGAAUAAGAAGUUCCCCUGUGACGAGUGUGGCAAGAGCUUUGCCGUCAGUUCCCAACUUCUUCUUCACCGCCUUACCCACACCGGGGAGAAGCCGUACAGCUGCGAUGUCUGCGGCAAGAGCUUUGUCACCAACUUCUCUCUCAGCUGCCACCGUCGCUUACACACCGGGGAGAAGCCGUACAGCUGCGGUGACUGCGGCAAGAGCUUUGUCCACAUCUCUGCUCUCAAGCGUCACCGUCUCCUCCACACCGGGGUGAGGCCGUACAUCUGUGAUGACUGCGGCAAGGGCUACAGCAGCACCACUGACCUCAAAAAGCACCAUCGCACUCACACCAUGGAGAAGCCGUUCCACUGCGGUGAAUGCGGCAAGAGCUUCACCACCAAUGACAGGCUGAUCACUCACCGCUUCAUCACCAAUCUCAAAGUUCAGCACCGCAUUUACACCGGGGAGAAGCCAUUCCACUGCAGGGACUGCGGGAAGAACUUCACCACCAAAGCCCAGCUGAACAGUCACCACCGCAUCCACACCGGGGAGAAGCCGUACAGCUGUGCCGACUGCGGCAAGAGCUUCCGGCAUCAGUCCGCCCUGACCAUGCACCUGCGCAGCCGCAUCCAAAAGAUGAGCGGCAACCAAGCGCCCAAGAGUUCCCAAUCCCAGUGACACCAGGAGAUGCCCGGCAGUCGUGUGCCACUCCUGCCAACCAACACUGGUGCCAGGAUGCCCUGCUGAUAGAGCUGUCCCAACCGGGAUCGUUUUGCUGGGAUUUGCUGUCCUGGGAUGCGGGCGGCUGCGCCAGUAGCAGCGGUAACACCAGUUGCUGCUGUGCCAUCCCCAGGCAGAGCCCUGAAUUGUGUUCUCCACAAGCUCUGCCAGAUGAUGCGCCAGCACUGGCUUGGUGCACUCAGGGAUGAAGCAACUGUUCCAUGUGGCUGCAAGUCAGGGAUUCCAUGGCAAAUGUGCCUGGAGCAGGGAACAGUCCCAACAAAAGACUUUCCAAGGCUCUUGGCAAGUUCAUCAAUCUCAAUCCAGACAAAAUUUACCCCCCUGGAAACCCAAAAGCUGCAUGCAAGCUGCUUUUGACUGCAGCUGAACCUGGAGCUCUCCUGCCGCUCUUUCCCCCCCAGCAGCCACCUCAGCUCCUCAAAGUCAUAGACACAGAGGAAGGUUUGGGUUCUGUUCAAGCUCUUAUUGAUGCUCCGGUGCAGGGGAUUGAGUCCAGCAGCAGUCAGUUUGCAGAUGGCACCAAGCUAGGAGCUGCUGUGGAGCUGUUGGAGGGUAGGAGAGCCCUGCAGAGGCACCUUGCCAGGCUGGAUGGGCGGGCCCCUGUACCACCACUGGUCAGGCCACACCUUGAGUGCUGUGUCCAGUUCUGGGCCCCUCAAUUCAAGAGAGAUGUUGAGGUGCUGGAAGGUGUCCAGAGGAGGGAAACUAAGCUGGUGAGGGGCCUGGAACACAGCUGGUGAGGAGAGGCUGAGAGAGCUGGUUCAAGAACUGGCUGGAGAGUCAUGCCCAGAGAGUGGUGGUGAAUGGUGCCACAUCCAGCUGGCACUAGUGGUGUCCCCCAGGGAUCAGUGCUGGGCCUCAUCCUGUUCAAUAUCUGGCAUCCUGGGCUGGUGUCAUGGAGAGUUGCAGAAGCCCUUAGCAGGCCUCCCUGUUGUGAAAGUUAUAGUGUCUCACAUUAAUGCCAGGAGCAUCCCAAAACCAAAACAAUCCUUCAGGCCCAUGAGAAAGUCUCUCCCUAGUCGAGAUAAAAGGUAAACAAUGGCCACUGUUUUGGUUAGGGGGAACGGCAGUUCUCAUGCCUGCUCAACACCUGGUGUGGGCCGAACUUGGGGUGGUCUUGGAAAUUGUUGUGGUAAAAAUUCCCCAAUUGUGUGGAUUGAUUAUAACUUUGUGCCAAUCUGUAAGAAUAAGGUAAAAUAGCCUGGGCUGGUGGGAUAGACCUCUUGGAAAACAUUAUAAAUGGUGUGCCUCCCUGGAUCGGGAGCUCGCUCGCUUGCUUGCUCUCUCUGCUUCUCUGGCUCUAUGCCUGCUCGCUGCCUGCUUCAUUCCUGCCUUGGCCUGCCCGACGAAGGGGCUGCAGAGGCCUGAAGCCAGUUUAAGCCCGAUCCUGACAAAGGGACACCGCCCAAAACUUCGAACUUUACUGAAGUGACUGCUAAACACUGAGUAAAUCCAAGAAAAGACUCAAAAGUCUCUAAAGAAAUCAGAGACUCUCUCUUUUAUUUGCCAUUUCCUGAAGUGUUAUUCUGCAACCUCAGAUCAAAAGAAUUCACCUGGGGAAUUGAGUUCUGGAGGGGGAUCUCCGUGUCUGAGCAAUAAAUCACUUGAACUAUA